Messenger RNA from Peronospora belbahrii, 1854 nucleotides. The record is from the annotation of a GenBank genome assembly. Lineage: Eukaryota; Oomycota; Peronosporomycetes; Peronosporales; Peronosporaceae.
AUGACAACGAGUGGUGGUGGGACAGCGCCGGAGCCAAGCAAGGAGCCGCUGACAUCAAAUGGAACGCCAAGUCCAGUCAAGUGCAAUAUGAACAAGACAAAGAGACUUUUGCCAAAUGAAUUACGGAAACGACGUCGGGCAGCAAAGCUCCAAGUAUCGGCAGAGAACAAGACGCAGCCAAGGUUGACACAAGAAGCUACCGAGGGAAAAGGAAAUGCAUUACACGACCAAUUUCUGGCACAAGAGACGGAGGAGGCAAGUGAUUCUGAGUUGUCGACUGUUAUAGUGCAAAAGGCCGCUUCAUUGGCUCUUUGUGCGGAGAAAAAGGUGCCGCUUGUAGCUGUUGACACGGCCACACGCUUGCAUUCACUAUAUGCAUCGUCAUUCUUGAGCCAAAAGAAGAGGCGAAAGCUCAUUCCAGCUGCAAAUGUCCCGAACAUCUUUUAUGUUACAGAUCUACCGCUGGACAUCGUGCCCAAGACGAAAUUAUCUAUUCUUACCGCAUUUCCGUAUCCUUUUGCACGUGUCAAUUCACGGAUUAAGAAACAAGCACUUCAGCAAUUUGUUGCUGGCAGUGCUAUUCAAUCUACUUUUCAGAAUAACGCUAUACAAUGGCAGCAGGCACUACAUUAUUUCGUACACCCUGCGGAUUCAGCCCCGGCAUCCAUGCUCUUUACCCGCACCACUGGUGAAAAUACAAGCAAACAGUUAGUAGGAGGACUCAAAAGCGAGCGCAAACGAGUAGAAAAUGAUUUUCUUACGGCACGGUGGAAUACGUGGCAGAAAGCAUUUCGUGACGUCUACAUGAGCUUCCGGCGAGGUUCUAAGGCUCACGACACCUCAUUCUAUCUUCGUUCAAGUGACUUCGUGGUGUACUUCCACUACGAGACCGGCAGUGAAAAAACAACAAAAGAGACUGAGGACAUCUCGUCAAUUCUUAACUUGUGUCGGCAGCAUGGCACAGAAGCAAAGCUUUUGGAGAAAAAAGUAGAGAGCAAGUGUAUUAAGAACCGAAAACUUCGUGCCGUCAUGUCCCAAUCAAGUGGGAGAACCCGCAAGGCAUUGCACCAUCUUAACGUCGCGUACACUAUGCCGUACAUUAAUGCAAAACAAACGCAGCGCGAGGUCGGUGAGUUUCAUAUGCUGGCAGAAGAACUUGAUGCGAACUGCUCCAGCAACCGAGACAAUGGUGAUGGCACGACUCUUGCACCCAUAGCUCGGGGGACGUUCGCUCGAGAGAAUAUGCGUGGUGCAGACUCGCUGCUCCUCUUUCACGGACACGAUGCUGUUCAUGGACUUUAUGAAUUUCUUAUCAACCGUGCGCCCAUGUCGAAUCAAGACGUACCAGAAUUGUAUGCGUUACAUCCAUUUGCGAACGCUUCGAUUCAAAACUUGCAGGUGACGUCAUUUGGUCGAGUUGGUGGUGCUCCGACUGAAUCACUUGCAGCAGACCAGUCAUCACGAUCGAAUACACUAUUUCGGACCGAGAUUCUUGGCUUCUGCUUUGCUUCGAGCAUUGCGAGACUGCUUGCUAUACUGAAGGAUGAGUGGGAAACAAUAAAGAUAUCUCACAGUUUGUCAGCAUCAGCUGUGAAUGAAGAAUCGGCAAUAGGAAUGCAAAGGUCUCAAAUUGCGCUGCGCAUGUACAUGGAGGCAGUCACAGGUGCUGAGCGACUGAAUGCCAUUAAGCUUGACGAGCAAGUUGCAAAAGGUGGUGGUGAUCAACAAGAACAACACAAGCGUCAACAAGAGCUCGAAUAUUCCAAGAGGCGAUUGGAGACCGUGGGUAUAAUGACAAUAGAAAGCCGGUACAAUGUGGAAACGACAACUCGUUCGAUGGUUGUCCGACGUUAA